This is a messenger RNA of Rana temporaria (common frog), 916 nucleotides long. RefSeq names its product leucine-rich repeat-containing protein 18-like. Gene Ontology annotation, molecular function: protein binding. The coding region runs from base 129 to 872 and encodes 247 amino acids. Lineage: Eukaryota; Metazoa; Chordata; Amphibia; Anura; Ranidae. The record is from RefSeq and is a predicted model, not a curated record. The transcript has 2 exons.
UUCAAGCCCUCCAAUAGCUGGUGUCCUUGCUGAUCACAUCUGCAGCACCACGGCGACUGCAAAGGCUAACCAUAUGUGGUUGUGGGAUAGAAACAGGAACAUCGAGUUCGGCUUUCCUGGAGAGGACAAUGCCAAAAAGAAAACGUGCCCGCGGGGGUAAAAGAAUAAACCUUAAAGCUGCUAAGAAAGCCAUCCGAAUUACAAUUGAUGGCAAGAAAAGGCUGGAUCUAUCUAAGAGGGAGAUUUCCAGCUUUCCUAAAUGCUUGUUGAAGCUGUUGGAUGUGGUAGAGCUGGAUCUCAGUCGGAAUUUUAUAAAGAAAGUGCCUAAUUGGAUAGAGAAAUUUCAAGAUCUUCGCUUGUUGGACCUGCAUAGUAAUCAGAUUAAGAAUCUCCCAGGAUCUAUAGGGCAUCUUCAAAAUCUACAUUUCCUCAAUGUUAGCAACAACAAACUCACAGAAAAAGGUAUCCCUAUGGAGCUGAACCAGCUGAAGAAACUUCGUCAACUCAAUCUUGGUCUUAACGCUAUAGAUGUUCUACCAACUUCAAUAGGUGCACUUAAAGAUCUUGAACAGGUGGGCCUUUUUGACAACAAUCUUACUAAAGUGCCCCCCGGUGUCCUUGAAUUGCCAAAAUUAAAAAAACUGAACACUGAGAGAAAUCCUAUAUUGCCAACAAAAGAAGAAUUGGAGGCAGAACAACAGGAGGCCAUCCAACGUGUUGGAAAUCUUCAUCUUGUAAAUGAGAAAUAUUUGUGCAAGCCCUGUGUCGCUAUGUGUCAUGGAGAAAAAAGCAAGCUGAAUAAAAGGAAAUCUCUCUUCACCAACCUAGUGACCCCAAACUCAACCAGCAAAAAAAUCAAAACAAAUGAUUAAUAAACAGAAUACUAAAGUGUACAAAAGACUUGUCAUUUUUCUAU